Phodopus roborovskii (desert hamster) is the source of this 1898-nucleotide messenger RNA. It is a transcript of the gene Rec8, whose product is annotated as REC8 meiotic recombination protein. Bases 141 to 1856 code for a protein of 571 amino acids. Gene Ontology annotation, biological process: replication-born double-strand break repair via sister chromatid exchange; synaptonemal complex assembly; mitotic sister chromatid cohesion. Gene Ontology annotation, cellular component: synaptonemal complex; cohesin complex. Lineage: Eukaryota; Metazoa; Chordata; Mammalia; Rodentia; Cricetidae. The record is from RefSeq and is a predicted model, not a curated record. Gene Ontology annotation, molecular function: chromatin binding; protein binding. The transcript has 20 exons.
UUUUGUUUUUGUUUUUGUUUUUGUUUUUUUGUCCCUACCCAGGCUUUCCCUUGGAGCUCUGCAUCUCUGGCCAGGACGCCAAUCUUAAUGAAUUCUGAUUGAGAGCCAAACGGGAUUGGUGCUGAGCGUGAAACCCAGAGAUGUUCUACUAUCCCAACGUGCUUCAGCGCCACACAGGCUGCUUCGCCACUAUCUGGCUGGCAGCAACCCGAGGCAGCCGGUUGUUGAAGCGUGAAUACCUGAAAGUAAAUGUAGUGAGGACCUGCGAGGAAAUCCUCAAUUAUGUGCUGGUACGAGUGCAACCACCGAUGCCUGGGCUGCCCCGUCCCCGUUUCUCCCUCUAUCUCUCUGCGCAGCUGCAGAUUGGUGUGAUAAGGGUCUACUCUCAACAGUGCCAGUACCUUGUGGAAGACAUCCAGCAUAUCCUAGAGCAUUUGCACCGGGCCCAGCUGCGGAUUCGCAUUGAUAUGGAGGAGGCUGACCUACCUAGCUUGCUUCUUCCCAACUGCCUGGCCAUGAUGGAGAUGCUGGAAGAUGCCCCGGAACCCUUUUUUGGGAUGAUGUCUGUGGAUCCAGGACUUCCCAGUCCUUUUGAUAUUCCUCAGAUUCGGCACCUUUUAGAGGCUGUGACCCCAGGGAAAACUGACAGGACCUUAGCCACUAUACAGGCUCCUGAGGCCAUCACCCUACAGGAGGCAGAGCCCAUUCGCAUGUUGCGGAUCGAGGGAGAGCGGGAUCUCCCAGAGGUCAGUCGAGGUGAUUUGGAUCUGCUGAUAGCGGAGGAAGAUGAUGCCAUAUUGCUGGAGGAACGUCAGCGAGGCCGGCUUCUCCGGCGGCGGAGGGCCUCCCCAGCACUGGAUGAAUCUAAGGAAGAGCCCAGGGCCAUGGAAGGAAAUGGUGUGGUCCCCUCCCUCUCACCCCCAGCUCCGGCACAGGUUGAAGGGAUAAGAGAACCACUUCCAGGCCAGGUCUUCGCUCCUGAGGUACAGAAGUUGACAGGCUGGGAGCCUGGGGCCCUCCUCACUGAGGUGACGCCUCCUCCGGAGCUACGUCUACCUGCCCCACCUAGUGCAGAGAAGAGGCCCCCAUCUCUUCCGAGACAACCUGGCCGACGCCGCCAACGCCGCCAGUUACUAUUCUGGGACAAGGAGACUCAGAUCUCCCGGGAGAAAUUCGAGGAACAGCUGCAGGCUGGGGCUCACUGCCGGGAGUAUCCUGUGGUGCAGCCUGAAAGGAUGGUCACAAGCCCGGCGGAGCUCUUCAGAACCCCAACUCUCUCUGGCUGGCUGCCCCCAGAACUACUAGCUUUAUGGACCCACUGUGCCCAGAUACCCCCGAGAAUGCUCAGACAAAGACCACAACGGGAGCCUGAGGUGGAGAGGGCAGCUGAGGAGGAAAGAAAGACUGAAGCCCUGAGCGAGAUUGAGGUUCUGAGAGAGGCCCAGGAGCCCAGUGGUCCCCUCAUGCUCUCUUCAGAGCUCUCCCUGGAAGCGGCUGAAGAGGAGAAGUCCCGUACCAGCCUCAUCCCCCCAGAAGAACGGUGGGCCUGGACUGAGGAGGGCCAGCCAGAGCCUCCGGUGCUGCCCAUGCUGCCCGAGAUCCCUGAAGUGCCCAUGGAGAUGCCCCCAGGGCCUGAGCUACUCUCUUCAGAGGCUAUAUAUAGGGCAGUAGCACUGGAGCUACAGGCCAACAGGGAGCCAGACUUCAGCAGCCUGGUGCCCCCUCUCAGCCCCAGGAAGCUGGCUUCUCGGGUCUUCUACCUGCUCCUCGUACUGUCCGCACAGAAGAUCCUUCGUGUGGAACAAGAAAGGCCGUAUGGGCGCCUCCUGAUCCAUCCAGGACCCAGAUUCCACUGAGCAAGUUUAUUAAACCAUAUCCUACCUCACUGCACUUUGCCC